Coffea eugenioides is the source of this 1524-nucleotide messenger RNA. Its product is annotated as cathepsin B-like protease 3. Gene Ontology annotation, biological process: regulation of catalytic activity. The transcript has 12 exons. Gene Ontology annotation, cellular component: lysosome. The coding region runs from base 200 to 1270 and encodes 356 amino acids. The record is from RefSeq and is a predicted model, not a curated record. NCBI's taxonomy places the organism in Eukaryota, Viridiplantae, Streptophyta, Magnoliopsida, Gentianales, Rubiaceae. Gene Ontology annotation, molecular function: cysteine-type endopeptidase activity.
GGCCGCUACUUUUUCUCCCGGAGCCUUGUCUUUAUUGCAGUUCUCUACAACAUUAAUCCUCGACCCUUCAUUCCUACAAGGGAGAAUCAUCACCUCCUAGUUUUUUCCAGGCCCUGUUCGAGCAGUUGAACAAAUUACACUUUGAACCAGAGUGUCAGCGGAUUCAGGUCUGGAAACAACUACAACUUAGGAAACGGCCAUGGCUGGGAUUUACAUCACAGUCCUGCUACUUUUUGGUGCUAUGUUAACAUUCCAGCUGGAGGUCCAUGCAGAAGCAUCAAAUUCUCAUCUUAAACAUAAUUCUAAGAUUCUUCAGGAUUCCAUUGUUGAGAGGAUUAAUAGUAAUUCCACAGCUGGAUGGAGAGCUGAAAUGAAUCUUCGGUUUUCAGACUACACUGUUGGCCAAUUUAAGCAACUUCUUGGAGUCAAACCAACACCAAAGGGUGUUUUGGAGAGCACUCCGGUUGUAACACAUCCUAAAGAUCUGAAGUUGCCCAACCAGUUUGAUGCACGAACAGCUUGGCCUCAAUGUGGCACUAUUGGGAGAAUUCUUGAUCAGGGACAUUGUGGUUCUUGUUGGGCUUUUGGUGCUGUUGAAUCACUCUCUGAUCGUUUUUGCAUACAGUUUGGCAUGAAUAUUUCACUUUCUGCUAACGAUCUCCUAGCAUGCUGUGGCUUCUUGUGUGGUGAUGGCUGUGAUGGGGGUUAUCCCAUUGCUGCUUGGAGAUACUUUAGAUAUGCUGGUGUUGUGACUGAAGAGUGUGACCCUUACUUUGAUAAAACUGGAUGUUCUCACCCUGGUUGUGAACCUGAAUAUCCCACCCCAAAGUGCAUUCGGAAGUGUGUUAAAGAGAACUUGCUGUGGAGAAAGUCAAAGCAUUUUAGCACCAGUGCCUACAGAAUAAAAUCUGAUCCACAGAGUAUCAUGGCAGAAGUAUAUGAAAAUGGACCAGUUGAGGUCUCUUUCACUGUUUAUGAGGACUUCGCCCAUUAUCGUUCUGGUGUUUACAAACACACAACAGGUGAUGAAAUGGGCGGCCAUGCUGUAAAGCUGAUUGGAUGGGGUACCAGUGAUGACGGGGAGGAUUACUGGCUACUCGCAAACCAGUGGAAUAGAAGCUGGGGUGAUGACGGAUACUUCAAGAUCAGACGGGGAACAAAUGAGUGUGGCAUUGAAGCGGAUGUGGUUGCAGGAACACCUUCAUCCAGGAACUUGAACUUGGUACCAGAAUACGAUGAGGCAGAUGUCUCCCUUGAUGCUUCCAUCUAGGUGCAACUUGUUUUACUCAAACAGGGCUAGGCACCUGGGCAAAUGCGAGAGAAUAAAAAUGUAAUUGUAGCGUGUAUUAUUUACUUCAGUUGUUUGUCUCCAUCGUUUUUAAUAUAAUUGAGUAACAAUGGUAAUUCUUUAAUAAUUCAGCUAUAUGGAAAGAGCUGAUUAACUUGGGUGUUAUGUUUAUGGAUUAAUCUUUGGCAAAUGAUAUUGGCAUUCUUAAGAAAAUCUAUGGCAGUCCAUUUGAAAAA